Messenger RNA from Anarrhichthys ocellatus (wolf-eel), 3636 nucleotides. RefSeq names its product calcium/calmodulin-dependent protein kinase IGb (gene camk1gb). The transcript has 13 exons. The record is from RefSeq and is a predicted model, not a curated record. Gene Ontology annotation, biological process: protein phosphorylation. Gene Ontology annotation, molecular function: protein kinase activity; ATP binding. Lineage: Eukaryota; Metazoa; Chordata; Actinopteri; Perciformes; Anarhichadidae. Bases 832 to 2229 code for a protein of 465 amino acids.
AACUUCAAACACAUUUUCCUGAUGAUACUUGCAUACUAAUAUAUAAUAAUUUAAAAGUAACAUUUUCAAUGCAGGAGUUUUACUUGUAAAAGAGUGCUUUUACAGGAAUUAAUACUGUUAUUUAAGUAAAGGACCGGAAUACUUCCUCCCCAACUGGGGGUGUAACAGUAUAGACGGUAUAUGUUUUUGAUUAUUGUUUUUGACCAGCCGUUUCCUGUUCUUUGUAACUUUUCUUUAGUCCUGCUCAAACACUCUAAUUGCAGCCUGUAAUAACUGUGUAAUAACAGUUUAACAUUCACAUCAAACCUGCCACGCUCUUUAUAGAAGCUGCUGUUGCUGUUUCCUGCCCGGCGCCGUCUCUCCUGAAUAGAAAACACUUGAACUCGUUCUAGCUCUAAAACCAAAACCUGAAAUGGAGGAUCAACAUGACAACCUCUUGGCCCUGCAGUAUCCAUCCAUGACAACACGACGAGCCGGUCCAGCCAUUGAUAUUCUGUCUCUCUAUUUACAGCAGGUGCCUAGAAGUAUAAGGUAGGCCGCAUUUCAAGCUAUAAAACUGAACCUGCCAGAUAUCACACGGGAUCAACACUGCAGCGUUUGACGAAGACCUGUGUUGUCUUAAAAACAUGCCUGCAUUGCCAUAGCUGUUCCUUCUAAUUAGAAAUAUUUGUGCAUAAUUAUUAUUGUUUUGUGUCCUUGUCCUUUGUGUGCAGUAAACACAGGGGAACAACUGUCUUCUGUCUCUGCGUAUAUGGCUUCAUGAGCAGCAGGGGAAAUAAGCACACGAUGCAGUUUAAUACAUAAGCCUGUUAAAGGUUGCCUCGGGAGACCAUGUUGUAUGCUGCGACGUGCUUACAGCCUAAUGCAGCAGUCAUCCCCAUCUGCAGCCCAGAAAUCCCUGUUGAAGCUUCUGCAGAAAUGGGUCGUCAAGAGGCGCAACACAUCUGGAAGAAAGUCACCGAAAACAUCCAGGAGGUUUUUGACUUCAUGGAGGAGUUGGGAUCGGGGGCGUUCUCAGAGGUGUACAUGGUGAAGGAGAAGAAGACGGAAAAGUUGUUUGCCAUGAAAUGCGUGAAAAAGAAACAAAAAACAGACCCCAAUCUGGAGAAUGAGAUCACUGUGCUGAGAAGAAUCAAACACGACAAUGUUGUGGGGAUGGAGGAUUUAUAUGAAAGUCAGACCCAUUACUAUCUCAUCAUGCAGCUUGUUUCAGGCGGGGAGCUCUUUGACCGUAUACUGGACCGGGGGGUGUACUCGGAGAAGGAUGCCAGCAGCGUGAUCCAGCAGGUGCUGCAGGCCGUUAGCUAUCUGCACGAAAACGGCAUAGUGCACCGUGACCUCAAGCCAGAGAACCUCCUGUACUACAGCCAGGAGGAGAACUCCAAAAUCAUGAUCAGUGAUUUUGGACUUUCCAAGAUGGUAAACAAUGACAUCAUGUCGACAGCCUGUGGCACCCCAGGAUACGUAGCUCCUGAAGUUUUGGCACAGAAGCCCUACAGCAAGGCAGUGGACUGUUGGUCUAUUGGAGUUAUCACCUACAUCUUACUCUGUGGAUAUCCGCCUUUCUAUGAAGAAAGUGAGACAAGGCUGUUCUCCAAGAUCAUGAAGGCGCAGUAUGAGUUUGACUCGCCUUUCUGGGAUGACAUAUCUGAAUCUGCUAAAGAUUUCAUCCGUAACAUGAUGCAGAAGAAUCCAAGCAUGCGCUACUCCACUGACCUCGCGCUCCUACAUCCCUGGAUUAUCGGAAAGACGGCCCGGAGUCAGGACAUUUACUAUUCCGUCAGCGUUCAGAUCCAGAAGAACUUUGCCAAGUCCAAGUGGAAGCAAGCCUAUAACGCAGCAGUAGCCAUCAACCACAUGAAGAAGCUGCAGCUGGCCCAGUCAGAGGUGGCCCUGAGGAAGGCCAGUAUCCCAGACAUCAAGGUGAUCGACGUGUCCUCCCCAAAGAAAAACCACAGACGUCUCGAUCCAGACAAAUUUGACCCAAAAACAGAGAUCCAUGGGAACGUAAAAGAGACGGUUCACAUGUCGCUGCCCACAAGCCCCGUUGAAACAAAGAGCCAUUAUCACACACUGAAGGCCACUCAGAGUCACGCCGGCUCACACCACGCUCCCACCAUGGCUGAGCAGGGCAAGAACGUCUACCACUCAGAGCCCGCCAACCUCAACGGGUAUGGUAAAAAUCGUAACGGCAAGACUCUACAGACGGGAGUUUGCUCCGUCAUGUGAAUGCUGCACGAAGUUUACAUGGAAACAAGCAUUUUACUUGGUCAGUGUUGCUGUGCUGACUCAGCAUGCAGCUGUUUUGUGUCAGCAGGUCCCCCGGUACUGUGACUGAGACGUGGUUGAUCCUCUGACGGAACCAAACGGAGGUCCACACAGGCAGAGGGACUUUUUGUUUUUUCUGGAAAGAGUGCCUAUGAAGCUUCCCGACAACCACACACACCAACCCAAUCUCAUGGGAAGGCGUAUAAAUAGAAAGACAUAUCCACGUGUCAUUAGUAUGCAUUUUUGGCUUUUUGCAUGUCAUUUAUAUGCUAGUUUUUGCGUGUCACUUAACACCACGUCGCUACCGUGAAGUCCUGUGUUUGUUUGACCCAUCCGCCCACCAUAAGCAGUCCCUCUCGCAUUGUAUACUACAUCCCUUUUUGACAGCAUCUCAUAGUUACGCGGAUACGCUUUCAUUGCAGUCAGUACAGACUACAUGCUGUACAAAUGACAUGCAAAAAGUAAGAAAUGUGUUCUUAUUGCAUGCUAAAUGACCUACAAAUUGUUGUCAUUCAUAUGCUAUUUGGUUAGAGCGGGGUGCACACACACGUACACACACACACACACACACACGAACACUCAGACGCACAAGACUCACUUUAACUCAGAUGCACAGGGUAGAUUUCAGUUAAACAGGACAGGUCAGAAUUCAAGUAUUCAAGGGAUGGGUUCACUCACCUGCUGAAUGUCUAACUCAUUCAUAGUGAAGCAGCCCCGAACCUCUGAUCUCAUGAAGGCUUUAUGUCACACUCACUGCUGUUUGAUCAGGGAGAGUUUAAUUCAUCAACGCACAGUGUCCAGUCUUAUUAGGACUGUGGUUACAGGUUGUUUAAGAGAAUACACACAAUGCAAUAUUAUUAUACUUCAUGUGUAAAAUACUAUACUUUAGAAAACCUAAAUUUUUAAGUGCAAUAGAAUGUAUGAAAAAAAAUGCAUGCUUGCUGCUUCAAAUAAGCCAUACUGGUAUAAUAUAUCCGGAUAAAGUUGUUUCUUAUCUUUAUUACCUUCUUUGUGUUAUUUGUUUGUUCUGAUUUAUUUAUUUUUAUUUCUAAUGUGUUUUCUUUCCUUUUUUAUAGAAAUGAUGAAAUAGAGACAAAAAAAAAAAGCAUACAUGUUCAAACUGACAAAUCAUUAACAGUGUAAAUACCACAAGUAUAUCCAGAACUUACUGAACUCCAUCUAUCACUGCCAUCAAACUGCUGGAAUGUAAAAUGUCAUUCAUGUACGCUGUUGUAGAUGUUUCUCCACUUACUGUGAGUGGUUCACGCUUCAGUCUGUUUUUGUCCCUCCAGCUGUAAGUGGCUUUGAUAUCGAUCUAGUCCAUGUGUUAUGAUGGGAUGCUCAUAAAUAAAGCCUGUACACAAUCUG